ACAUCCACAGAGACCAUAAUACAGAAUCUGGUCAAUGACGAAGCAAACUACUAUCCCUCACUCGAGGAGGUCUUCACCGAGUUCCCGUUCCUUGGAUACACCGAUGAGCCGUUAGAGGAGCCCUUGCUUUAUGUGCCGUACUACGCACCCGAUGGCACGGAUCUGCACAGCGCUGCGGUGGAACUCAAUGUGCUGCUGACGGAUAUGAGCGUGGGCAAUGCACAGCGGCGGUUGAGAUUGAGCUUCGUUUGCGAUAUCUGUGUAUGA
Molecule: messenger RNA, 267 nt
Organism: Sphaeroforma arctica JP610
Lineage: Eukaryota; Ichthyosporea; Ichthyophonida
Exons: 3
Source: RefSeq, a predicted model, not a curated record